CCUGGUCUCUCUUUCUCUCACUCCUAUUCCUCUCUCCACUCCCUGAGGUGGGGAGAGUCGCUGAGCCCGCUGGCCGAGUCCUAUCAGAUGGGGGAGGACAUGAUCUGCCAGGCCCAAGGUUCCUCCCCCCAUGCUGGUCUGUAAGGAGAAACCGGUUUCCUUCAUUCCAAAGCUUUCUGGACUAGGAUAACCCUGACUUGUUGGAUGAGCAGGCCCCCCUGGAAGAGUCAGCUGUGUGAGAUGGUGCAGCCCAGUGGCGGCCCGACAGGGGACCAGGACGUGCUCGGUGAAGAGUCUUCUCUGGGGAAGCCGGCCAUGCUCCACCUGCCUUCAGAGCAGGGCACUCCCGAGACCUUCCAGCGUUGUCUGGAGGAGAAUCAAGAGCUCCGAGAUGCCAUCCGGCAGAGCAACCAGAUGCUGCGGGAGCGCUGUGAGGAGCUGCAGCGUUUCCAAAGCAGCCAGAGGGAGGAGAAGGAGUUCCUCAUGCAGAAAUUCCAGGAGGCCAGAAAACUGGUGGAGAGACUGAGCAUGGAGAAGCUUGACCUGAGGAGGCAGAGGGAGCAGGUCCUGAAGGAGGUGGAGCACCUGAAGAGAUGCCAGCAGCAGAUGGCCGAAGACAAGGCCUCAGUGAAAGCCCAGGUGACGUCCUUGCUGGGGGAGCUCCAAGAGAGCCAGAGUCGCUUGGAGGCCGCCACCAAGGAGCGGCAGGCUUUGGAGGGCAGGGCCCGGGCAGCCAGUGAGCAGGCCCGGCAGCUAGAGAGCGAGCGGGAGGCGCUGCAGCAGCAGCACAACGUGCAGGUGGACCAGCUGCGCAUGCAGACCCAGAGCAUGGAGGCCGCCCUGCGCAUGGAGCGCCAGGCCGCCUCGGAGGAGAAGCGGAAGCUGGCUCAGCUACAGGUGGCCUAUCACCAGCUUUUCCAAGAGUAUGAUAACCACAUCAAGAGCAGCAUGGUGAGCAGUGAGCGGAACCGAGGAAUGCAGCUGGACGAUCUUAAGCAGCAGCUCCAGCAGGCCGAGGAGGCCCUGGUUGCCAAACAGGAAGUGAUUGACAAACUGAAGGAAGAGGCUGAGCAGCACAAGAUUGUGAUGGAGACCGUUCCGGUGCUGAAGGCCCAGGCGGAUAUCUACAAGGCGGACUUCCAGGCAGAGAGGCAGGCCCGGGAGAAGCUGGCUGAGAAGAAGGAGUGCCUGCAAGAGCAGCUGGAGCAGCUGCAGAGGGAGUACAGCAGGUUGAAGGCCAGCUGUCAGGAGUCAGCCAGGAUUGAAGAUAUGAGGAAGCGGCAUGUAGAGGUCCCCCAGCCCCCCUUGGCCCCUGCCCCAGCUCACCACUCCUUUCACCUGGCCCUGCCCAGCCAGAGGAGAAGCCCCCCUGAGGAGCCGCCCGACUUCUGUUGCCCCAAGUGCCAGUACCAGGCUCCUGACAUGGACACUCUGCAGAUACACGUCAUGGAGUGCAUUGAGUAGGGCCGCCUGCCGGUGACCAGCCCGGGACAGUGCCAUCUGUGCUUUCAUUUCCCACCCACCGAGUACUGAAUAGUGGGCUAAGUGACAAAGAGCAGGCCACUUCUUUGAGCCCCAAAAACUAGCUGCUGGGCCCUAUGCUUCAGCUCCCCUGUCUGUUGGUUCACCUCUUUUAGGGUACGUGGAGCCCCAGCUAGGCCUGACGCUUUGCUCUUUUUGUUUGUUCUGUCUCCUUGAACCUCUUGUCCCUGGGGCUCCCUUUUCUUCCACCUCCACUGGGGAAGUCAAGAAUCAAGGCCGGGGCUCUCAGAGAGAACUGCCUCCCCGGCGAGAUGUGUAGGGGCCCCUCCU
Messenger RNA from Ceratotherium simum simum (southern white rhinoceros), 1812 nucleotides. The record is from RefSeq and is a predicted model, not a curated record. NCBI's taxonomy places the organism in Eukaryota, Metazoa, Chordata, Mammalia, Perissodactyla, Rhinocerotidae.